This is a messenger RNA of Armigeres subalbatus, 1749 nucleotides long. RefSeq lists its product as uncharacterized. Lineage: Eukaryota; Metazoa; Arthropoda; Insecta; Diptera; Culicidae. Gene Ontology annotation, molecular function: catalytic activity. The transcript has a single exon. The coding region runs from base 1 to 1749 and encodes 582 amino acids. The record is from RefSeq and is a predicted model, not a curated record.
AUGUACUAUCAGAACGUUGGCGGAAUGAAUGGUCUAGUGGAAGAUUAUCGACUAGCGGUCAUGGAUCAUUGUUACGAUAUCAUAGUUCUGACCGAAACUUGGCUAGACUGUCGCACAAUUUCAAGCUAUAUUUUUGGAACUGGGCACGAGGUUUUUCGAUGUGAUCGAAACUCGAAUAACAGCAGGAAAUCGACAGGAGGUGGCAUCAUAAUCGCUGUAAGUUCUAGGCUGAAGGCAUCAGUAAUCGAAGACGAUUCGUUCAACACCGUGGAGCAGGUUUGGGUAUCUAUUCAGCUCGGAGGCCGUAAACUAUUUGUUUGUGCGGUGUACAUUCCUCCAGACCGAACUCGAGACUUGGAACUCAUCGACACGCACUGCCGAUCAGUCUUCCUUGCGUCGGAAAUAGCGUCUCCCAACGAUGAAAUCAUCGUUCUGGGCGACUUCAACCUUGCAGGAGUCGCGUGGGCUCCAACUCACAACAGUUUCCUACGCCCUGAUCAGGAGCAUUCCUCGUUUCACCCGGGAGCUCUCAGAUUGCUGGAUAAUUACAGUACUGCAACUUUAUCUCAAGUUAAUUGCAUCGUGAAUGAGAAUAAUCGCUUGCUGGAUGUGUGCUUCGUCGGCGGUCGUUACACCGCUCCAUUUAUUUCCACUGCACCUGUUCCUUUGGUCAAGGCUGCCCCUCACCAUCCAUCUCUAAUAAUUGGAGUUGAGAAUGAUGACGUCCGUGACUAUGUUGGUACUUCAACGGCUGUGUCAUAUGUUUUCGGCAAGGCGAAUUAUUGCAGUAUUGCCGAAGUGCGGUCUAACUUGGAUUGGCAGAGUAUCCUCGACCCGGCCGAUGCAAAUAUCGCUGCACAAACUUUUUCUCAUGUCUUGGCAUAUGUCAUCAACAGACAUGUUCCAAAGAAGAUUGCCCAUACGGAAUCUACGGUUCCGUGGAUGACAAAUGACCUUCGUUCGUUGAAAAGGACAAAAAAGGCCGUCCUGAAAAGGUUCACAAGGUUCCGCACUCUUCCCUUGAAACACCAUUAUGCUAGGCUGAAUCACGAAUACAAACGGUUAAGUCGUUUCUAUUUUAAACGUUACCAGCGGAGGAUACGGCAACGGCUUAAAUCCCAUCCGAAAUCCUUUUGGAACUACGUAAACGAGCAGCGUAAGGAAGUAGGUCUUCCAUCAUCCAUGGUCUACAAUAGAGUCAUGGCGUCAACACAACAAGAGAUUUGUAACUUAUUCUCGGCCAAGUUUGCUAGCGUGUUUGUCAAUGAGCGCCUCUCCAAUGACUCCAUAACCAGCGCAGCGGGUAAUGUACCCUUAACGAAUCAAACGCUAAAGGCUGUCGAUGUAAGUACAGAUACCAUAGCGAGAGCAGCCACGCGGCUAAAAACGUCGUACAAAUCGGGACCUGAUGGUGUUCUGUCGGUUUUCCUAAAAACGAACAUUUCCUGCCGUCUGGAUCCACUUCAUCGAAUCUUCCAGCUCUCCCUUUCUAAUGGUGUAUUUCUGUCCUGCUGGAAGACAGCUGAAAUGUUUCCUGUGUACAAAAAGGGAAGCAAGCGCGAUAUAAAUAAUUAUCGAGGAAUCACGUCGCUAUGCGCUGUAUCGAAGUUGUUUGAGCUGGUCGUCAUGGAUUCUCUAAAUGGUCACUGUAAACAUUAUAUCAGUACCGAUCAACAUGACUUUAUGAAAAAACGUUCUACAUGUACGAAUCUACUGUGUCUUACAUCAUACGUUACAUACUGCUUGUGA